Molecule: messenger RNA, 1726 nt
Organism: Penaeus vannamei (Pacific white shrimp)
Lineage: Eukaryota; Metazoa; Arthropoda; Malacostraca; Decapoda; Penaeidae
Source: RefSeq, a predicted model, not a curated record
AUGUGUGAGAUAACCCAAGUCAGGAAGUGGUCCGUGUGGCGCUGGAAGCCACUACUGGACUGGCUCCUUGAACUAACUUUUACGUGUAAGAGUUUGCUCUCUGGUUUCAACCUGUUGGACGCUCAUUUUAUGAUACCUGAGGAUGGUUGUCGAGCCCUGUGUGUGAUCCUUCCCUUCUGGGGCUUCUCAUGGGAUGUCGGGGCACCUUAUCUUGAGGACCAGGGGGCCUCCUUGUCUUUUGGGGGGACCAAGGAGGGCUGCUCCUCGCCCCGCUCCCCCGACACGUGCCUGAAGAGCAAGAAGCAGCGGAAGGCGCGGACGGCCUUCACGGACCACCAGCUGCAGACGCUGGAGAAGAGCUUCGAGCGGCAGAAGUACCUGAGCGUGCAGGACCGCAUGGAGCUGGCGGCCAAGCUCAACCUCACCGACACGCAGGUCAAGACGUGGUACCAGAACAGAAGGACGAAAUGGAAGAGGCAGACGGCGGUGGGGCUGGAACUCCUAGCCGAGGGCGGGUACGGGCGGCUCAUGGGCGGCUACUGGCCCUACCCUACCCCUCCCGGACUGCCCUCGACCGCCCACCCCGCCCAUCUGUCUGCCGUGGGCGCUCUGUCGUCGAUGGCGGCGCUGUCCUCGUCGAUGGACCUCUACUACAGACAUGCUCAGCUGGCCGCCCUCAGUCGCACAGCAGCGGCAGUCUCGCCCUCGUCAGCCCCUUCGCUCGACGGGACGCCCUCCCUCACCACCGUGGGCGUGACGUCAGCCAACUCGCCGCCCACGCUAGUAACGCCCAGAGUGAUAUACCCGCCCACGCCCUCGCCAGCCGCCCUCGCCCACUACUUCAAGCAAUGAUAGCGUGUUCUUCGGCCGGGCGGAGGAGCAGAGAAUUCAGACCCUUAAAGACGGAUCCAGAGACAGAGAGAAUAUCAUUGCAUCUGUUGUAUAAUUCUUGUUUUUUUAUUUAUUUUUUAUUAUUGUUAUUAUUAUCACUUUCUUUUUUUUUCAUUCUCAUUCACCACCGCAUGUAUAGUAGAUCUGUAGUUGUUCCUUGUAAAUCACGAUGAAUAUGAUAUGAUGGUAGCUUCGAGGAUAAUUAUUUUCCCAUUAAAUUAAUCUCAUCAUCUAUACUAUUUAUUUAGUACGGCUCGCUACGCCUGUAGACUGUAAAUUUAGUCUCAUUUAAGCUACAGUUAGUUGUCCUGAUCAUCCUAAUUUUGAAAUGAUAUGAUUCGUUCUGCUUAAAGUCAGGGUUAUGCAAAAGACAAGGAAAAAAGUUUGAUCAGAAUUCAAUUUUUCUUCAAGAUAGAGCAAGAUUAAGAUCGCCAAAACGUGUAAUUGCUUUAGUGUAAAUUUCCAGCCUUACUUUCCAUAUUGUUCUUCUUUUUUCUUCUUGUUUUUUUAUUAUUAUCAUUAUAUUUUCCUUCUUCAUGAGAAACACUGUAAAGUUCAAAGACAUAGUAAUUUAAUUGUAUCUUAAUAAGAAAAGAAACAAUGAAAUGUGCGCUUCACCAUAAUAGAGCAUGCGUGAGAUUCCAGUGGCGUUCGCAUAACAAAAUGUGAAUCCGCGGAUCACUGGAUCUACGUAGCCAAUAAAAACACACACAUAUGACUAUAAAUACGUAGUUUUCUUUGUAGUGAAGGCAUGCUGUUAUUGUAAUUUUUGUAUCCAUAUCACCCCCGUGUAAUUAAACGUGUAUAUGUAUUUUUAAAACUAUGUAUUUGUAAG